Antechinus flavipes (yellow-footed antechinus) is the source of this 1123-nucleotide messenger RNA. RefSeq names its product galectin 4 (gene LGALS4). Gene Ontology annotation, molecular function: galactoside binding; carbohydrate binding. Bases 68 to 1042 code for a protein of 324 amino acids. The record is from RefSeq and is a predicted model, not a curated record. The transcript is spliced from 10 exons. NCBI's taxonomy places the organism in Eukaryota, Metazoa, Chordata, Mammalia, Dasyuromorphia, Dasyuridae.
CACGCUCCUCGCCCUACUCCCGACACCAGCUUUUUCCUCUGCUGUCCAGAACCCUCUCUGUGCCAACAUGACUUUUAUGCCCGCUCCCGGCUACCAACCCAGCUAUAACCCGACUCUCCCAUACAACAGAGAGAUCCCCGGGGGGCUGCGCUCAGGGAUGUCCGUCUACAUCCAAGGGGUGGCCAGUGACCAUAUGAAGAGGUUUUAUAUAAACUUUGCGGUGGGGGGCACGCCCGGCUGCGACGUAGCCUUCCACUUCAACCCGCGCUUCGACGGCUGGGACAAGGUGGUUUUCAACACGAUGCAGGGGGGCAGCUGGGGCAGCGAGGAGAAGAAGCGGAGCAUGCCCUUCAAGAAGGGCGCCCCCUUCGAGAUGGUCAUCAUGGUCAUGGACGAGCAUUACAAGGUGGUGGUAAACGGCAGCCCCUUCUAUGAGUAUGGGCACCGGCUGCCCAUACAGAUGGUCACUCACUUGCAAGUGGAUGGAGACCUGGAGCUUUACUCCAUCAACUUCCUUGGAGGAGGCCCCGACCCAGGCCAGAUUCCUAUGACAACCCCAGCGUACCCAGGCCCAGGAACCCCGCAGGCGAAGCCGCCCCAUGAAUUGGUGACCAUGGAAGGACCACCAGUCUUCAAUCCGCCUGUGCCAUUCUGGGGGCGAAUACAGAACGGUCUCACGGCCCGAAAAACCAUUGUGAUAAAGGGACUGGUGAAUCAGCGGGGCAGCAGUAUCAUCAUCAACUUCAAGGAGGCCGAUUCAGAGAACGUGGCCCUGCACAUUAACCCUCGGCUCUCCGACGGGGUCGUGGUCCGCAACACCUUCAUGGAUGGGAAGUGGGGGAAAGAGGAGAAGACCAUAACCUUCAACCCGUUCACCCGGGGCCAGUACUUUGAUCUGUCUGUCCGCUGUGGCCACGACCGCUUCAAAGUCUUUGCCAACGGCCAGCACCUCUUCGACUACGCCCACCGAUUCUUCGACUUCCACAAGGUGAACAUGGUGGAGAUCAAGGGAGACCUGUCCCUGUCUUAUGUGCAGAUCUGAGCCCCGGCCGGGCCCCAAGAGGCUCGCCCUCUAUGUGUGCUGGAUCUUGUGCUGGUGGAGCAUUGGUCACUUUUCUUCUCA